GGUAUGUACUUCAUUAUUUUAUAUACUACAACAUCAUUUGAUGAUACUCAAAUUGUUAUUACGCUUUAUUUCGAAUUAUUAGAAAGUAUGUACUUCAUUGUUUUUUGUCAUGUAUUAGAAUAUCUAUUUGAUGAUACUCAAAUUGUUAUUACACUUUAUUUCGAAUUAUUAGAGG
Molecule: messenger RNA, 175 nt
Organism: Racocetra persica
Lineage: Eukaryota; Fungi; Glomeromycota; Glomeromycetes; Diversisporales; Gigasporaceae
Source: the annotation of a GenBank genome assembly